AUGACGGGAACACGUUUGCAAUUUUCUACUGCAUACCACCCCCAAACUGAUGGCCAAAUUGAGGUGGUUAAUUGUAGCCUUGGAAACCUUUUACGAUGCUUAGUGGGUGAACAUGUGAAAACUUGGGAUAUGAUUCUACCCAUAGUUGAGUUCGCCUACAACAGUUCAGUCAAUAGAUCUACAGGUCUGAGUCCAUUUGAAAUUGUUAGUGGGUACAAACCUCGGAUGCCUAUAGACUUGUUAGCUGCUACCCAUCCCACUCCACCCCUUCCACCAUCAAUUGACCAUAAGGAAGAGAUUGAAGGGAUAGUGGAUGAGGAGAUUGUUUCCACACGAGAUGGGGGCUUCCAAAGGUUUUAUGUAGCAGAGGUUCUCCUUGCUCUGGAGUACCUACACAUGCUCAGAAUUGUCUACCAUAACCUGAAGCCCAAAAAUGUCAUUGUCCGAGAAGAUGGCCACAUUAUGCUGUCCAACUUUGACCUCUCUCUCCGCUGUGCUGUCAGCCCCACACUUGUCAAAUCUUUGUCCAUUGAUUCUGAUCCCUUGAGAAAGAACCCCGUCUACUGUGUUCAGCAUGCGUGCAUCAAACCCCCCUGUAUCCAGCCAUCAUGUGUGGCAGCCCCCACUUGCUCUGGCCCCCUCUUCUUUUCUAGCAAGUCCAAGAAGGACCGGAAACCGAAAAAUGAAAUAGGAAACCAAGUAAGCCUAUUGCCUGAGCUCAUCGCUGAGACAACUGGGGCCUGGUCCAUGUCAUUUGUAGGGACACACGAGUACCUAGCGCCCGGAAUCAUCAAAGGUGAAGGCCAUGGGAGUGCUGUAGAUUGGUGGACAUGCGGGAUCUUUCUGUACGAGCUCCCGUUUGGCAAGACCCUGUUCAAGGGGUCAGCUAACCGGGCUCCACUGUUCAAUACUGUGUGCCAGCCACUCCGCUUCCCAGAGUUGCCGAUUGUCUGCUGCAUCAGCUGGCAUAUAAGCGUGGAGCUAUGGAGAUAA
Messenger RNA from Magnolia sinica, 993 nucleotides. RefSeq names its product serine/threonine-protein kinase D6PKL2-like. Gene Ontology annotation, molecular function: ATP binding; protein serine/threonine kinase activity; nucleic acid binding. Bases 1 to 993 code for a protein of 330 amino acids. The transcript has 3 exons. The record is from RefSeq and is a predicted model, not a curated record. Gene Ontology annotation, cellular component: plasma membrane; cytoplasm; nucleus. Gene Ontology annotation, biological process: DNA integration; protein phosphorylation. NCBI's taxonomy places the organism in Eukaryota, Viridiplantae, Streptophyta, Magnoliopsida, Magnoliales, Magnoliaceae.